This is a messenger RNA of Paramecium sonneborni, 370 nucleotides long. Lineage: Eukaryota; Ciliophora; Oligohymenophorea; Peniculida; Parameciidae. The record is from the annotation of a GenBank genome assembly.
AUUCAACUCAAAUGAUAUUGAAUUAAAAACUCAAAAAUUCUUAUGUUUUGGUAGUCCACCAAAUUCAAAUGAAUUAAAAUAUCUACAAAGCAACUUAAAUUAAAUAAAGUUCUAAACUAAUAGUUAAUGCAAAUUAUUAUCAAUUCAUAUCUAUAAGUUCUUAAUCAGAUAUUAAUAUAAUUAGGAAUAUUAGAAAACUUAAACCUGCACCAAUAAAUAAAUCCGAAAUAACGCUAAGUUAUUAAAGAAAGAAAGAUUGAGGCAUAACAUCUAAACAUUCAUUACUCCAUUUAAAUUUAAUUGGAAAAAGCAACUUCUGAUAAAAUAGAAGAAAUGAUAAGAAUGGGUGAGAAAAAUUGAAGUGGAGAAG